AUGAAGCUGUCCUUAUCUACUGCUGCCGGCGCCAUCUUUCUGGCUAGCCAAACCAGCGCGUUCUGUUUUGAACCGGAGCCCGUCAAGCGCAUCUGCUACAACGAGGCUGGGGCGACACCGCAAAACAUUUCGCUGAAAGAAAUCACCUACGUCACAGGAUACCUACGCUUCUACGGCUCUCAGCCAGGUAAUCCGCAAUUCUGGUCCAUGCCCUUGCCUGAUGCCGACAACUGCGCUGAGUGGCAGGUCACGACAAAGGGCAGCACUUGGGUCAUGGCUAAGCUCAUAGGCGACGACGCCGCAAGUGUCACGUUUGACGACAUUGCAAAUACCAUUGAUGGCGGCGCAAAUGCUACGCCCGAGAAAAAGGCCGCUGCCCUGUACGGCUGCGAUAUCAACGGCGGCCAAAUUGGCGUGAAAGUCAACACGACGGAUCCCCGCUACCAGCAGGCGCAGUUCAAGAACGGCACUUACACCAACCAGGGCAUUAUCAUCAAGCUGGUGCGCAACCCUGGUGUCAGGAACACUGCCGUUCAAGACCGAACAGGCUGUUGCUGGAUAGGUUAG
Molecule: messenger RNA, 567 nt
Organism: Trichoderma virens Gv29-8
Lineage: Eukaryota; Fungi; Ascomycota; Sordariomycetes; Hypocreales; Hypocreaceae
Exons: 1
Coding region: 1-567 (188 amino acids)
Source: RefSeq, a predicted model, not a curated record